Molecule: messenger RNA, 1941 nt
Organism: Apus apus (common swift)
Lineage: Eukaryota; Metazoa; Chordata; Aves; Apodiformes; Apodidae
Gene: CBLN4
Product: cerebellin 4 precursor
Exons: 3
Coding region: 241-831 (196 amino acids)
Molecular function (GO): protein binding
Source: RefSeq, a predicted model, not a curated record
GGGAGGAGGAGGAGGAGAAGAAAGAGAGAAAAGAGGCAGAGGGAAGAAGCCGGAGGAAAGAAGACUUUCAGCGCGGCGUUGCCGGGCGGUGCGGGUGUGUGUGCACGGGGGUGUGUGCAAGGGGGGGUGUGUGUGCGGGGAGCGGCUGCCGCUGCUGCCGGCGCUGCCUCCCGCGGGUGCGCGGCGCGGUGGCCGGCGUGGGGCGCGGAGCGGCGGCGCGGGCGGCCGCGGGUGCGGACCAUGGGCUGGCGGCUGCUGCCCGCGGUCCUGCUGGCCCUGGCGCUGGGCGGCCCCGCGGCGCGGGCGCAGAACGACACGGAGCCCAUCGUCCUGGAGGGCAAGUGCCUGGUGGUCUGCGACUCCAACCCGGCCACCGACGCCAAAGGCUCGUCCUCCUCCCCGCUGGGCAUCUCCGUGCGGGCGGCCAACUCCAAGGUCGCCUUCUCGGCCGUGAGGAGCACCAACCACGAGCCUUCCGAGAUGAGCAACAAGACCCGCAUCAUCUACUUCGACCAGAUCCUAGUAAAUGUGGGCAAUUUUUUCACGUUGGAGUCUGUCUUUGUAGCACCAAGAAAAGGAAUUUACAGUUUCAGUUUUCAUGUAAUUAAAGUCUAUCAGAGCCAAACAAUUCAGGUUAAUUUGAUGCUAAAUGGAAAGCCAGUCAUUUCUGCUUUUGCUGGGGACAAGGAUGUCACUCGUGAAGCUGCUACUAAUGGAGUCCUGCUCUAUCUAGACAAGGAGGACAAGGUUUACCUGAAGUUGGAGAAAGGUAAUCUGGUCGGUGGCUGGCAGUAUUCUACAUUUUCUGGCUUUCUGGUCUUUCCCCUGUAAAGUCAAAUUUUCCUGUGACAUUCAUCCAGGUGUGGACUCAUCAUUGCCUCUGUUACAUGAAGAGCAUUUUAUCAUCAUGGGAUUGAUGUUUCUUUAUUGUUCUUUCAUGGUUGAAUAUGGAUUCUCUUUAUGGAUUUUGGCUCCAUCAGAACUACUCAGAAGUUUCACAGAAUCUUGUGUGUUUAAAUACAUUUGGAUUGAGACUAAAGCAGACAAUAAGUAUCUAUGCUUAAUGUUACAGUCUAAAGCUGCCUGCAAGAUUUAUUCAGAUUUCAUUUACUGGACUUUCUGGAUUCAUGGGAGAAAUGGAUUUUCUUUAAUUAUGAAAAUGACUGGCAACCAGGUCUCUAAUUUAGGAGAGUUUGAGGUCAGACUUCAAUCAAGAGUUAGUGUGUCGCUGCCAAAGAACUGUAUAUUGAUAUAUUGGUCAUACCUGUUUUUGUCAUUGGGACUUAACUGACAUGAUCUAUCCCAUUGUCUUGAGAAAGGUAAUUAUUAUUGAUAAGUGGUUGACUUUAAUUCUCCUCUGCGUGUAGUGUGUUGGAUGGGUUACCCACAUAUUUAUGCUCUGUCCCCAUCAAGUCUAGCUCACAUAAAGCUGAGAGGUUAUGAUUGCAUUUUAGUUGGAUGUGUAAGUAUUCCUCUUCUCCACGUGCUGGUUUCUAAAAAGAAGCAGCAGAAUCUAACCAUUAAGGAAAAUAUUCUUACCAGGGUUAAAGGCAUUCAGGCACAACUUUGCAAAACAGCUUUGCCCUGCAGGAAAUCUCAUGCUUGUUCUAAUUAACAUGAUUGAUAAUAACUGCUUUAUUAAAAACCUAAGGGAUUCCUUCCUUAGACACAACCACUUUAUUAGCUGGAGAUGAGACCCCUUUGUUUGAAAUUAUGUCUGUUUUUCAAACCUUCUGAUGUGUUAAAGGUAUCAUCCUGGUUUUGCCUUAACUCCAUAACUGUAUAUAAUUUUAGAUCAUAUGUUUAACAAAUAUUACAUCCAAAUAGCUGGUACCUACCUGGGUGCAAUAUCUUUUUGGCUUUUUGUACAGGUCAUAAGAAUUCAUAAACUUAUUUAUUAUAUCAUUGUUACAUAAUAAAGAUUAAUGUAUGUUAGCUGAA